ACUCGUACAUAGCCUAUCGCGUCGGACCCUACGGUAAUGCGAGUGAGAGGUGGAAAUGGGGGGAUCUUGAGUUGACAGUUUUUUCCCUUCAGUUCUGUGCUUUUCAAUAGGAGAGGAAGGUCUCACAUGGCGACACGAGUAUGCUGUGCUACUCUCCGUCUGAUAUGGCGCUGGAUGGUACUAGUACUCGUACGGUCCAAGUGCACAAUACGGGGCAUGGUAUUGUCAUGUCUUUCUCCUGAAAUGAGGCUCUCUAUCACAGAUAUCAUACUCUCCUACCGGUACACCACAUAUUCCUUCUUUUCGAGGCACCGUACCCCCUCCUCUCCUUCAGUUGAAUCCUCACACUCUCUUCCUCCCUUCUCCCCUUUUAUUGUCUUGAUCGUCUUCAUAACAGAGACGCUCCAUUAAAAAAAGAAAAACAAAAAAGGAAAGAAAGAAACACAGCUCAAUGGCUCUCCCACAUCCUCAGAGAAAAUACGAUCUCAUCGUCUUCGGCGCUUCAGGUUAUACCGGCAAACUCACGGCGGAACAGGUCCUCCAACAUACCCCCUCGAGUCUGAGAUGGGCCAUCGCGGGCCGCUCCCCUCACAAACUCGAGUUGUUGGCUACUGAUUUUGACAGAAGGUUUCCGGAUCGUGCUCCCGUUGGCACGUCACAGCUCGAUCUAUUGAUCUGGUUGAUCGACCCGCUAAUAUGGUUAUGGGUGAUCCAGGAAUUUUUAUUGCCGACCUUGACGAAGAUGCCCUCGAGAAGAUGGCUAGAGCUACCCGGUGCUUGAUAUCUACUGUCGGACCCUUUAUCCGGUAUGGAACUGCAGUUGUGGAAGCCUGUGCUAUUAAUGGGACGCAUUAUGUCGACUCCACCGGGGAGAUUACUUGGGUGAAGGAAAUUGUGGACAAGUAUCACAAGACGGCGAAGGCUAAUGGUGCUAUUGUGAGUGAAAACUUGUUUGUGGUGUUUCCGCGAGAUUUCUCGGAAAAGAGUAGGCUUACUGACUGGCUGGAAAAUAGAUGAUUCCGCAGUGUGGGAUGGAAUCUGCCCCCGCUGAUUUGGCUGCGCAUACCCUUGUGAAGAGUAUGCGGGACAAUUACGAUUGCCCCGUUGGAGAUGUGACGUUCUGUUUGCACGAGCUCAAGUACGCCACCUUCCUCAUUUGCUUCGAGAUUUGAAGCUUACCUCCCGUAGAGCAGGAAUGAGCGGCGGAACCCUGGAGGUAGAUUGUGGCCCUCCGCAUUAACUACUCAGGUUCUAAUUUUCGGGUUACAGUCUGGGAUGUCCCUCCUGGAGCACUCUACUCUACAAGAAGUUAUGCACGCAACCAGAACUUAUGCCCUCUCGCCUGUCAGGGGCUAUGAUCUGCCAUUCGCAUGGCCAAUGCGUAGACACCCCGAAUUGGGGAUUCUUACAAAAUGGAUUCAGGCUGUUCCGGAUACCGUCUAUGUAUAUCGGAGUUGGGGAACAUUUGACGGGGGGCAGUAUUACGGGGAGAAUUUUAAUUUCAUGGAGUACCGCCGAGCGAACAACUGGAUUUCCGCGGUAUUUUGGUUUUUGAUGAUGUGUUCGAUCACAGUGCUCCCGAUCUUUGCCCCCUUCAGGUAAGGCCUGGGCAUGAUUUGCGCAGAGCUGAAGAGGGGUUGCUAAUGGUGUCAUAUAGGUGGCUUGCUCGAAAGUUGAUUCAGCCCGGAGAGGGUCCUACGGCUGAGUAUGUUGCUGGUUACGCUACAUGUUUAACUUCGUUCAUAUGAUGUGUUUUGCGUGCUAAUUGGGGUCCCAGGCAAAUGGCAAAGUACAGAAUAGAGUACCAAGGAGUAGCGGAGGCGGACGACGAGAGUGAAAAUCCUAAAAAGGUUUUUGUCAGGCUCACUUAUGAAAAGGACCCAUACACUUGCACUGGAGCCUUAAUGGUGCAAGUCGCUAUGAGUAUCCUGUUUGACGGGGAUAUCGAGGCGAAGAAAUUGGGCUGUGGUAUUCUCACGGCCGCUACCGUCGCUACUCCGGAGUUUUAUAGGAAUUUGGAUAGGACUGGAUUUCACAUAGAAACAAAGCUGCUAUGAGGGAGGAACGGGCCGACUCGGACCACUUGGGAAUUGUAUAGGUUUUUACUAGAAUUGUUGAACCAGGUGCAUGGGCGCUGAUAACUAGCUUGA
Molecule: messenger RNA, 2150 nt
Organism: Tuber aestivum (summer truffle)
Lineage: Eukaryota; Fungi; Ascomycota; Pezizomycetes; Pezizales; Tuberaceae
Source: the annotation of a GenBank genome assembly